AUGAAAACUCGCAGAUAGAAAUCAGAACCUAAAUAUGCAUAUUAAUAUAAAAAAGAUUAAAUAUUAGGACAAAGUGAAAAUGGUUAACCAUUAUUGUACAAGGUAGUUGAAGACAUGAAAACAAAUGAUCAUAGAUCUUAAUUGAGAGUAGUUAAAUUGGAAUAAUAAGAAAAAUUGAAGGAUGGAAAAGUGGUUUAUAAAGAAGCUGAAGAACUUUUAUUAUCUGUUAAAGAACGCACGUAAAAUUAAAUAUAUUUUUAGUAAAGUAGUUGAUGAUGUGGAAGUAAAAUCUGCAAAACCAAAUCCAAGAAGUAAGUCAGCUGUUACAUUUUUUACUUUUCCCCAAGAUACUCUUUAAGAAAUUGCAAAGAAUAUGAAAUAGGUUCCCGCCAAUACAAAAUAAUAAAAAAAAUAAGUAAGUUCAGAGAGUGAGAGUGAGAAUGAGGAAGAGGAAGAGGAACCACCAAAAAAAUACACAAUCAAAAAAGGUUAAAAGCAAUAAGUGAAAGGAUAGCAUGAAAUAAAAUAAGUUAAAAAUAAGUAAAGAAAAUAAUAAGAAAAAGAGAAUAGUGACAAUAAAGAUAAUGAAGAAGAAGAUAAAGAAGAAGAUGAAGAAGAAGAUAAAGAAGAACUUAAUGAAGAAGAUGAAAAAGAAGUAAAACUAUCUAAAAAAAGAUCUUUCUAAAAAUAAACUAAAAGCUUGGUUGAAAAUAUUCAAAAAGAAAAAGAAGGAAAGGUAUAGAAGAGAGAUGGGAAAAAAUAAAAAAAAGAUGAUACAGAAGAAAGUGAAUAAGAUGAGGAAGAGAAUGAGUCAGAGAUUUUUUAAAAAGUUUAAAAGUAAUAAAUUAAGAAAUCAUCUGAUACAAAAUAAUUAUCUUAACUAGUUCAAGAUACUUCAUAAAUAUUAUAAAUAUUGAAAGAAUCAUAAUAAAAAGGAAGAGUAUAAACAUAAAAGUAGAAGGAGGAUAAUGAAAAUGAAGAAAAGUCUUAAUAAUUUUCUAUUGAUAGUAAAAAAAAGAAAGGAAGUAAAAAUAACUCUGCUCUUAAAUCUAAAUCUCAGUCUUCUCAACCAGAUAAAUUUAUAAAAGGGAAAGUGAAUCCAAAUUAUUAAGAUAUAAGAAAUAUAUGUGAAUAAUUUGAAGGAGCAAGUUCAAAAUUUCAUGAUUACAGUAGCAUAAUAAUGAAUAAUAAAGAAUUGAUUAGAGCUGCAUAAACAGGCAAUAAAAAAUUAUUAUAAGAUAUAUUUACAAACUCUUAAAAGAUUAGUAAUUUAUUCUAAAGAUGGGGUCCUGAAAAUGAAAUAAAUGCUUUGGAAUUAAUAUUUUAAAGAUAAGAUAAGGAAAUGCUUUUGUAAUUUAUCAAAUCAAUUGGUAAAUUAAAAUUAGGAGUAACUCCAAAAUGUUCAUUAAAAGAAAUAACAACAGGUUACAAUGAUAAGUUUGCUUAUGGUACUAGAACUAGGAAGGUUGCAUUAAGUAGAGGAGGAAGGGAAGGAAAUAAUGCAUUUGUUUAUGAUUUAAAUUAAGAUGAUAGUCUAGGGCGUUAUUAGAUUUAAAGGUUAAUGAAAAUUGAAACUGAACCAGAAUUUUUUGGAUUAAUGAUAGCUUAAUUAGGGAAUGAACAUUAAUAUUAUGAUGCUAUAGCUAUGGCAGUUAGAUGUGGUAAUUGGAGAACAGCAGGAUAUUUAGUUUAAAAAGCAAUGGAGAGAGGACAUAUGUAUGGAUAUAAUUAAGUACAUGUUGAUGUUCUAAAUUAUACAAAUGCUACUCGUAUUGGAAAUAUCAAGAAACCAUCAGCAACAAAAAAAACUAUUGGAUUGUAUUUAAUAACACCAAUACAUUGUGCAGCAAUCAAUCCUAAUCAUAGUUGUUUAUAAAAAUUACUUGAAAUUUCUUAAGAGUUUAAUAUUUUGGAUGAAAUUCAUAGAAAGCCUGUUCAUUAUGCUGCUGUUUCUUAAACAAAUGAUUGUUUAAAAUAUUUAUUGGAGAAUGGUAUUGAUGCAAGAGAAGGAGAUAGAUUUAAAAAUACUCCAUUGAUGCUUGCUGCUUAAAAUGGAAGAGCACAUAAUAUAGAACUUUUAGUUUCUAAUAAUAUUGAUGGAAAGAAUAAAGAUGGAAAUGCUGCUAUUCAUUUAGCUUGUAUUGGAGGUCAUUUAGAAACAGUUUAAAUUCUUUUAAAAAAUGGAGCAUAAAUUAAUUAACCAGGCUAAUUUAAAAUGACUCCAUUGAUUAUUGCAAGUGCUUAUGGACACUAUGAUUUAGUGAAGUAUCUAAUCGAAUAAGGAGCUAAAGUAUUAAGUAAAGAUAAAUAUGGAAGAUCUUCUUGCAUAAUGGCAGCUAGAAAUGGAAAUCUUAAAAUACUUUCCAUUCUACUUUAUAAUGGAGCUGAAUUUAAUAUGCCAGAUUCAUCAAAAAAUACACCUCUUCAUUAUGCUGCUGCUUAUGGAUUUCCUGAAUGUAUUGAAGAAUUAAUGAAAGCUGGAGCAGAUUAAAAUCUACCGAAUUCUUGGAAAUUAACUCCCUUAUCUGUAGCUUUAUAAAAAAAUCAUUUAGGUGUUGUGAAAAUUCUCUUAAAUUAUCCAAGUACUGAUGUCAAUUGUAAAGAUGAUGAAGGAAGAACUCUAAUUUCAUCAAGUUUGAAUAGAUUUAAUGCUGAUUCUUUUGAAUAUAUGAAAUACUUAAUUCUUGAAAAAAAUGCAAAUGUCAAAACACCUGAUUUAUAAGAUAAAACACCACUUCAUUAUGCUGUUUUAAUCUCUAGGAAAAAUGUUAAAUAAUAUUAUUAAAAAUGGAAUGAAAUGAUGAAAGCUGAAAAACAGGAUAUUAAAAAUAAUUAUGAAUAACUAAUUUCAGAUUUAAUUGAAUUAUUAAUUAAUGCUGGUGCAGAUGCUAAUGUUCCAGAUGUUAAUGGUUAAACUCCUUUCAUUUAAGCAUUAAUGAGUCAAAAUUUCAAAACAGCAGAACUAAUAAUGAAAUUAACUGUACCAAAGUUUGAUUUUAUUGAUAAUAAAGACAAAAACAUAUUGCAUAAAUUAAUAGAAUGUAAACUAUUCUUAAAUCCAAAGGGAUAUACUAUUUUAGAAAAUGUUAUUAAAACUGUUGAUUAAUCUUACAUUAAUUAAUAUGAUGAAAAUGGAUGGAAUCCAUUAUUAUAUUUGAUAUCAGAAUAUACAAAAACUGCAUAAUAAUAACACUAUCAAAUUUACAAUAAAAAAAUUUAACAGUUAUAAGUUAAGUUAUUUGAAUAGAAAAUCUCAGAGUUACCACCAGAAAAAGUUUAAAUAGAUGAAGAGAUAAAACUUGAUGAAGAGGAAGAAUAAGAAUAAGAAAGAGAUUUAAGUAAAGUAGUAGAUGAUGAUGAAACAAGUGAUUAGGAUUUGAGUGAAGAGGACGUAGAUGAAGAAGAAGAUUAAGAUGAAGAGGAAAUCUAAUAUAAAAGAAAAAAAACAGCAUUUAAAAAUCCUUAAAUCAUUCUUAACACACCAUAACCAAAAUUAUUAAGUGGAAUUAAAACAAAUACCAAGAUUUCAAAACAUGAUUCUUUUUAUGCAAAUUCUUAGAAUUAAUUUUAAUAAGAACAAUAACUCUAAGCUGGCGGAGACAUAUAUCAUUAAAAAACAUUUUAUUACAACAGCAAACCAAUUAUUAUCCAUUUGAUUAAAGAAUAAGUGGAUUAAUUAAAAUAGGAAGCUCUCUAAGCUUCUUUUUUAAUACAAGAAACAGUUCUCAAACUAUUUAAAUUAUUAAUAAAUUUUGGAGCCAACUCAAAUAGUAUAGUGAUAAAAAGAAAGAAGUUUAGGUAAGCAGAUUAAUUAUAGUAAGAUUAAUAAGAAACUAAAGAGGAUCCUUUUAUUGAUGAAGGUAGUUAUACAAUAGCUCAUUUUGUAUUUAGGUCCUUCCAUAGUGUGUCUUUUCUCUAAGGAUUAUAAAGAAUCUCUAAUAUUUCAUUAAAAGAAACAACUCAUAAUAAUAUAAGCCCUAUUCACUUGUUUGCUACCACAUGCAACAAAUAUCUAAUAUGUGGAAGAAAAUAAGAAGCUAGUGAAACAUUCUUAAAAUUUGUUAUAAACCAUGUUGAUAUCAAAGUUAAGGAUUUUAAUUUAAAUACUCCUACAAGUAUUUUGGGCUUACGUUAUAAUGAAGAUCUUAAUUGGUUUAUUGAAUAUUUAUUAGUUUAUGGGGGAUGUAUAGAUAAUUUAAAUAAAAAUAAUGAGGUUCCACUUUAGAAGUGGGUUAAAAUGAAUAACGUAAAAGUUGUAGAGUUCUUUUUGAGUUAAUUUAGAGCUGAUCCGAAUUUUAGAGAUAAACAUAAAAGGACUGCAUUACAUCAUGCUAUAAACUCUUCGAAUUCUUAAGCAGAUGCUAGUUUUGAAAUGGAACAUUUAUUAAUAAUGAAUAAUGCCAAUACUAAUGUUAUUGAUUAUUUAUAAAGAACUCCUCUGUUUUAUGCUUUUACAAAAUUUAACAAACAAAAUGAUUUUUCUGAAAUAGAUCCUUUUGAAACAGUUUCGUCAAUAUUAGCAGAUAAGAAUUGCUCUGUUAAUUGUUUAGAUAUUUAUAAAAGAUCUCCUUUACAUUAUGCUGCAUUAAGAGGUAGUGUAAUAUCUGGUAGAUAUAUGAUUAAAAUGAAUGCUAUGGUAGAUGAUAUUGAUAUAUAUGGAAAUACACCUUUAGGUCUAGCCUUCAUAAGUGGUCAUUCUAAUUUCUGCACAAUGCUCAUAGACAAUAAAGCAAAUGUGAAUAGAAAUGCAAUAGUUAUUGAUAUUGAAAAAGUGAGAUAAGAAGAGAAGAAGUAGAGAUAAGAAAGAAGAGAAAAAGGAGAGGAAGUUGAAACGGAUGAUGAAGGACUUUCAAAUUCAAUAGAAACUGAAAAUAAUAAUAUAUCUGGACUUUAAGGUGGUCUAUUUGGAGGUGUUAGACUUCCUACUUUUCCUAAUAAAGUAAUCUCUAGAAAUGCUUUUGGAUAAAACACUUAAUUAAAUUAAUUGCCCUAACCUACAAAAUUUUCUCCUGGAACUUAUUCAUAUUUUAAAUUAGCAAUCAAAUAAGGAUGGUAAGGUGUUGCAUAUUUAUUGAUUACUGAUGGAUACGAUUUAUAAAGAGCUAUUGAAGAUGCUAUGAUGGAAGAUCAAUUUAAAUUAGUUAGAACUUUACUCUUAAAAGUUAAGGAGGAUUCAGUUAUUCAAAAAUGCAAUCAUAACAAUUAAAAUCUUUUUCACAUUUUUGCAAUUAAAGGUAGAAAUUGUAGUUAAGAUAUGGCUAUUUUAAUUGCAAAUGAAUUAUCCAGAAGAGGUAUAGAUAAGAAUCCUACUGAUAAUUUAAUGAAUACUCCUUUACAUUAUGCAUGCUAAAAUAAUUUUCCUUAAAUGAUCAAAUACUUAUUAAAUAGAAAUAGUGAUCCUAAUGCUUUUAAUUCUGAUAAAAAUACCCCUUUUUCUAUUAGAUUACAAAGUAAUUAUAAAGUUUUCGCGGAUCCUGUAGAAUUAGGGCUAUGGACAAACAGUAAAGUUAAUUUAAAUGUGAAAUUUAACGUCAAUAAAAAAGAUUAUUGUCUGACUCCUUUAUUAUAUUUAAUUUAAGAAUACCAUGUUGAAGAUGAAAUUUUACUAACUAAAUUUACUGAUGCAGGAUGUGAUAUUAAUGAACGAACAGAAAAAGGGGACACUUCCUUGAUUCUAGCAAUUAAAAAUAACUCUUUAAAAUUAGUUAAUUUUAUUCUACAUCAUCCUCAAUUUUAAAAGGAAGCCCAUAUCAGUGAUUCAAAUUAAAGAUCACCAAUUCAUCAUGUAGUUUAGCCUUUAGAAUUUGGAUCUUAUGAAAAUAUAGAGAUGUUAGAAACUUUGGCUAAAUUUUUUGAUGUUAAUCUAAUAGAUAAAUUUGGUAAGACUGCUUUAGACUAUGCUUUUGAUUAAGAUUCAGGUGUUAUGACUAGAGUUUUAAGAAAUCUCAAAGCUGUCUAAAAUUUGAAAUAAAAAUAACCACGACUUCCAACUAGUGUAAUUUCAUAAGCUCAAUGGGUCGAAAAGGAAUUAGAUAUUGAAGCUGAUGCCUAAAAAUUUUUAGAUUAAUUUGGAGAUUAAUUAGAUGAUAGUAAAUUAGACUAUAAAAAUUAAGUUGAUUCUUAUGCUGUUCUUACUGGAAAGCUUGAAGUAUUGGUAGACAAAGAUAUUGGUCCCUACUCCUUAUUGAUGACAAAAGUUGAUAUUGGCAAUGGACUUUAUUCAGAAAAUGUGUUUUAUAAAAUGUAAGUCUUACAUGAAAUUAAUCGAAAUGUUUUUAUUCUAUUUACUAGAUGGGGUAGAAUAGGAAAUGGAGGAUAACAUUAACAAACUCCUUUUGAAAGUUCUGAAGCAGCUAUUAAAGAAUUUAAUAAGAUUUUCUCUAACAAAUCAGGUGGCAAUAAUUGGAGAAAAAUUAAAACUGCAGAAGAAGAAUUUGUAAAAAAACCUGGUAAAUAUUAAUUAAUGAACAUCAAAAAAUAGAAAAAUCAUAAAUAAUUAAUGACUCCUUUUGAUUUUAGUAAAAACUCUCCCUAUCCUACAUGUAAAUUGGAUGGUACUAUAAAGAGAUUUAUUUUAUAGUUUAUCUAAGUAAAAUUAUAUUAAAAAGAUCUAUAAGAGUUUCAUGUAGAUAUGGAAUUUUUGCCAAUUGAAAGACUUGAUAGAAAAUAAUUGGAAGUUGGCAAAGCUAUUCUUAAUGAACUAACAGAUAGUGUUGAAGAAUUAAAAUAACUUAGAUAGAAAGGAGAAAUAGAUGUUAAAAAGAUAUUACAAAUUUCAUUUGAAAUAGCUGAUAAAUCAAGUAGAUUUUAUGAAUUAAUUCCGAUGAUAGAAUAAAGAACAGAACCUCUACAUCCAUUAGAUUCUAUUGAAGCUAUUAAUCAAAAAUUAUUGCUCAUUGAAACUUUACUCAAUUUUGAAAUUACUUCCAAGAUUUUAUUGGGAGCUCAUUUGAUGAAAUAAUCCAUAAAUCCACUUAAUUAUUGUUUCAACGCUCUAAAUGUAAGAGUCAUUACACUCCAUCAAGAGCAUCCAGAAUUUAAAUUAAUUCAUCAAUAUAUAAAUCAAUCUUCAUCACCAAAAAUAUCUAACAUUUUUGCCAUUGAAAGAAGAGGAGAAGCUGAAAGAUUUGAAAUCAAUAAAUAAUACAAUAGAUUAUUACUCUGGCAUGGUUCUAAAAUAUCUAACUUUAUGGGUAUUUUAGCUUAAGGACUUAAAGGUUAGAUAUUUAGCUUAUUUUUUAGUUGCACCACCUUGGGCACUCAAUACAGGAGCUAUGUUUGGUAAGGGAAUCUAUUUUGCUGAUAUGUUCUAAAAGUCUUAUGCUUACACUGACGAUUGGUCACUUCAUUAUAAUUCUUAUAAGGGACUCUUUUAGUAAGGAGGAGGACAUUGGAAAAAACAAUAAAAAGUAGUUAAAGAUGAGCAAGAAGAAAUUCAAAGAUAUAGAUAUAUGUUGCUUUGUGAGGUUGCAGUUGGUAAAUCUUAAGAACUUUACUAAGCAGAUUAUGUUCAAAAUUUACCAAGUAUUUUCUAUUUAUUAUUAUUAGAAAAAUAUUAAUCUGUAAAGGGAUGUGGAAGAAGGGGACCUGAUUAUAAAUAAUCAGUUAUUUUAUCAAAUGGAUGCAAAGUUCCCGUUGGUUAGUGUAUCGAAUAUUCAGAACCUAAAAAGAAGGAUAAAGAGGGCAAACCUAUAUAAUACUAUUUAUAACAUAACGAAUAUAUAAUAUAUGAUGAAACUAAGGUUAAAUUUAGAUAUUUGGUUUAAUUAGAUACUAUGGAUACAAUUGAUGAAUACUGA
Paramecium sonneborni is the source of this 7799-nucleotide messenger RNA. The record is from the annotation of a GenBank genome assembly. NCBI's taxonomy places the organism in Eukaryota, Ciliophora, Oligohymenophorea, Peniculida, Parameciidae.